ACACGGCCGGAAGGCGCGGCCCGGCAGCUCUCUAUGGUUGCCCGCGGUGGGUAGCGCGCCGCCGCCGCCGCCUCGCCUCGCCCCCGCCCGCGCUGCACGCCGGGACACGGCCGGUCCUCCCUCCUUUUCUCCCUCCCUCCUUGCCGCGCGCCCCGAGCCUGCGCCGCGCCGACAUCCGCGUUGUCCCAAGAUGGAGGCGCGGGGCUCGCGCUGAGCGCGGCCCGGCCGACACAGGAGCAGGAGCAGCAGACGCGCCCGCCCGGCCCGGCCCGCCCGCCUCGCCUUCCCCGCCCCGCCAGGCCGCGGCUCCGGCGGCAGCAGCAGCAGCGGCGGCGCCUCCUUCUCGCCCGCGGCCCGGCCCCGAGUGCGGCGCGGCCCCCGCAUGAGCCCGGGCGGCAGCGGCGGCGGGAGCGGCCGGGAGCAGCAGCCGAGGCGCCCAGGUUGAGCCUGCUUCCCUGUAUUAUGCAAACUGCUGAAUGGAGGAAGGGGGUGGAAGUCAGUCUUUACCGAUACUCUUUCCAUUACCGUCCUGCAUGGUUCUUUACCCAUGUUUUACAGUGGUGAAGAAUUAGGAGAAGCUGCAGUUGUUCUGCUGAGUGGAACUAAAUGGGUGGCUUCCUUCUGGACCCUCACUUCACUAUCUUAGGUACAAGAACUGUAGAAGUCCAUUUUAGAAUUUGAAAGAACAAGAUUCUGCAGCUCUGGAAAGAUAUGCCAUGGAAGUAAUCAGCUGGGGUGGUCCCAGGGCGCUCUGGGCACGAGUAUUGCUGAGUGAUCAUUGGCUGCCACCUGCGUGACAAAGUAAAGGACCAACCCUUCAAUUUAUACCAGUGGAGCCAGAUCACGGGAAACAAUUGACAGAAUUGUUAAGCUUAUGCUUAGCCCAGCGUGAUAGAGGACUGGUUCGACAGCUCGGUUUUGAUCAGUGACUCAAAAUUGUGAUCACCCUGAUGUCACCGAAUGGCCACAGCUUGUAAAAGAUCACCAGGAGAACCACACUCUGAGAACAUUGAAACUAGCCGAAUGAAGCGAGCAGCUGCAAAGCAUCUAAUAGAGCGCUACUACCACCAGUUAACCGAGGGCUGUGGAAAUGAAGCCUGCACGAAUGAAUUUUGUGCUUCCUGUCCAACUUUUCUCCGUAUGGAUAACAAUGCAGCAGCCAUUAAGGCCCUCGAGCUUUAUAAGAUUAAUGCAAAACUCUGUGAUCCUCAUCCCUCCAAGAAAGGAACGAGCUCAGCUUACCUAGAAAACAAUUCCAAAGGUGCCCAUAACAAUUCCUGCACUGACAGAAAAAUGAACAAGAAGGAAAUGCAAGGCCCAAGAGAUGACUUUAAAGAUGUGACCUUCCUAACAGAAGACAAGAUAUAUGAAAUUCUUGAACUAUGUCGAGAAAAAGAGGAUUAUUCCCCUUUAAUCAGGGUGAUUGGGAGAGUGUUUUCUAGUGCUGAAGCACUGGUACAGAGUUUCCGAAAAACCAAGCAGCACACCAAGGAGGAGCUCAAGUCUCUUCAAGGAAAGGAUGAAGACAAAGAUGAAGAUGAAAAGGAAAAAGCUGCCUGUUCGGCUGCUGCUAUGGAAGAGGAUUCUGGUGCAUCAUCAUCUUCGUCAUCAAGAAUAGGUGAUAACACACAGGGCGAUAAUAACCUCCAAAAACUAGGCCCAGAUGAAGUGUCUGUAGAUAUUGAAGCAGUCAGACGGGUCUAUGAUAGGUUACUUUCUAAUGAAAAAAUAGAAACUGCCUUUUUAAAUGCACUUGUGUACUUGUCACCUAAUGUGGAAUGUGACUUGACUUACCAUAAUGUGUACUCUCGGGAUCCUAACUAUCUGAAUUUGUUUAUUAUCGUUAUGGAGAAUGGCAAUCUUCAUAGCCCAGAAUAUCUGGAAAUGGCUCUACCAUUGUUUUGCAAAGCAAUGAGCAAACUACCCCUUGCAGCUCAAGCAAAACUGGUCAGAUUGUGGUCUAAGUACAGAGCAGAUCAAAUUCGGAGAAUGAUGGAAACAUUUCAGCAGCUUAUUACUUACAAAGUCAUAAGCAACGAGUUCAAUAGUCGUAACCUAGUGAAUGAUGAUGAUGCUGUUGUUGCUGCUUCAAAGUGCUUGAAAAUGGUUUACUAUGCAAAUGUAGUAGGAGGGGAUGUGGAUACAGAUCAUAAUGAAGAGGAAGAUGAAGAACCCAUCCCAGAAUCAAGUGAACUAACUCUUCAAGAGCUGUUGGGUGAGGAAAGAAGAAAUAAAAAAGGUCCUCGAGUAGACCCACUGGAAACUGAACUUGGUGUUAAAACUAUAGAUUGCAGAAAACCACUUAUCCCUUUUGAAGAAUUUAUUAAUGAACCACUGAAUGAUGUUCUAGAAAUGGACAAAGACUACACUUUCUUCAAAGUAGAAACAGAGAAUAAAUUCUCAUUUAUGACCUGUCCCUUCAUAUUGAAUGCUGUUACCAAGAACCUGGGAUUGUAUUAUGACAAUAGGAUCCGGAUGUACAGUGAGAGACGCAUAACUGUGCUCUACAGCUUAGUUCAAGGGCAGCAGCUCAACCCCUACUUGCGGCUGAAAGUGAGGCGCGAUCACAUCAUCGACGACGCGCUUGUCCGGCUAGAGAUGAUUGCCAUGGAAAAUCCUGCAGACUUGAAGAAGCAAUUGUAUGUUGAAUUUGAAGGAGAGCAAGGGGUAGAUGAAGGAGGUGUUUCCAAAGAAUUUUUUCAACUGGUUGUGGAAGAAAUCUUCAAUCCAGAUAUCGGGAUGUUCACAUAUGAUGAGUCUACAAAACUGUUUUGGUUUAAUCCGUCCUCAUUUGAAACUGAGGGUCAGUUUACCCUGAUUGGCAUAGUACUGGGACUGGCUAUUUACAACAACUGUAUACUGGAUGUACAUUUCCCCAUGGUUGUCUACAGGAAGCUAAUGGGCAAAAAAGGAACUUUCCGUGAUCUGGCAGACUCUCAUCCUGUUUUGUAUCAGAGUUUGAGAGACUUACUGGAGUAUGAAGGAAGUGUGGAAGAUGAUAUGAUGAUUACGUUUCAAAUAUCUCACACGGAUCUCUUUGGCAAUCCAAUGAUGCAUGAUUUAAAGGAAAAUGGUGAUAAAAUUCCUAUCACGAAUGAAAACAGAAAGGAAUUUGUCAAUCUGUAUGCUGACUAUAUACUCAAUAAAUCAGUAGAAAAGCAGUUCAAGGCCUUUCGGAGAGGAUUCCACAUGGUGACCAAUGAAUCUCCUUUGAAAUAUUUAUUUAGACCAGAGGAAAUUGAAUUACUUAUUUGUGGAAGUAGGAAUUUAGAUUUUCAAGCACUAGAAGAAACUACAGAAUAUGAUGGUGGCUAUACAAGAGACUCUCUUAUAAUUAGGGAAUUCUGGGAAAUAGUCCAUUCAUUUACAGAUGAACAGAAAAGACUAUUCUUACAGUUUACAACAGGCACAGACAGAGCCCCUGUGGGAGGACUUGGAAAGUUAAAGAUGAUCAUAGCCAAAAAUGGCCCAGAUACAGAGAGGUUACCUACAUCUCACACAUGCUUUAAUGUACUUUUGCUUCCGGAGUACUCAAGCAAAGAAAAGCUUAAAGAAAGAUUACUGAAGGCCAUCACAUAUGCCAAAGGAUUUGGCAUGCUGUAAUAAGUAUAACAAAAGGGAUUUAAAAAUGAUGGUGAUGAUGUCCCUGUCCAAAAAGGCCAUAAGAUAGUGAGCUACAGUAGUCACCUGUGUUUGUGCCUCCCUUCUUUACUGGGGACAUUGGGCUGGAACAGCAGAUUUCAGCUGCUUAUAUGAACAAAAUCUUUAUUUUUUCUUUUAGCGUGAAAGUGUUACAUAUUCUUUCACUUGUAUGUACAGAGAGGUUUUCCUGAAUAUUUAUUUUAAGGGUUAAAUCACUUUUGCUUGUGUUUAUUACUGCUUGAAGUUGAGCCUUUUUGAGUAUUUACAAGAAAACAAACUGUACUCUCCCAAGGAAAAUAUUGCCAUCAUUUGUAGACCAUGUAACCUUCAAGUAUGUGCUAUAUUUUUGUCCCUGUAUCUAAUCAAAUCAAGAACUGUACUUUUUGAAGAGUUUGCUUUUGAAACUUGAAGUCUUGAAAAACAGUGUGAUGCAAUUACUGCUGUUCUAGCCCCCAAAGAGUUUCUGUGCAAAAUCUUAAGAAUCAAUAAAGAUGGAAGGGAGAACUUGGAAUGUUAAAUUGCAGCCUUGAGAACUUUACUUUAGUCACAGCACAACAAUUAAAAUUCAUUUCACUAUAUGUUGUCUUCACAUGUCUUGUAAUAAACUGUGUUUUUAAUUAGGAAACAUUUCUUAGCAUAUGAAAGGGUAGAAAUUUUAGUUACUUUUUUAAAAAAGAAGUUUACUGGGGAAAGUGCAUUUUCAACUGAACAGCUUUAGAGUAGGGAGUGAAGUGUCUGGAAAAAUAUAGGAAGUUUUUGCUAUAUUAUAAACAAAGCAUGUGGAAGUGCACUUAAAAUGAAGUUCUAUUCUUAAUUGCCUAUUAUGUUGACAUUUAAAAUAGACAAUCCAAAGUCUUCCCUACAUGUUAUGUCAUCAUCAUUUAUUUAAUGAAUCAUUUUUCCUAUCUUAUCAAGGCACAUGAUCAGUGUUGCACCAUAGUCUAAAGGGAUGGCUACUGUAUUUUAAUCUCAUCUAACAAUAAGCAAAAUUGAACAAUAUUAAACGUGAGGCCUACUUCAUGUUGUACACUUCCAACCAUUAAAUAAACUGUUAGAAAGUAAGUACUAAGGUUAUGUUCAUCUACUACAUAAAGUAUUCAGUAGGUUUUUAAUUUAACUCUACAAAUCAUAUCAGAAAUAAAUCCUUUACCUUUCUUA
Messenger RNA from Passer domesticus (house sparrow), 4800 nucleotides. RefSeq names its product ubiquitin protein ligase E3A (gene UBE3A). The transcript is spliced from 15 exons. Gene Ontology annotation, molecular function: ubiquitin protein ligase activity. Gene Ontology annotation, biological process: protein polyubiquitination; ubiquitin-dependent protein catabolic process. NCBI's taxonomy places the organism in Eukaryota, Metazoa, Chordata, Aves, Passeriformes, Passeridae. The record is from RefSeq and is a predicted model, not a curated record. The coding region runs from base 961 to 3603 and encodes 880 amino acids.